Lolium perenne is the source of this 2342-nucleotide messenger RNA. RefSeq lists its product as uncharacterized. NCBI's taxonomy places the organism in Eukaryota, Viridiplantae, Streptophyta, Magnoliopsida, Poales, Poaceae. The record is from RefSeq and is a predicted model, not a curated record.
CAAAGCGGCUAGUAGGUAGGGAAGGUUGGUGAGGCCGCGCGGCAGUUCGACUAGGAGGUGACGGCCAUGGUUUAAACACCAAGAAAACGCAGCUGGAGCCUGGAAGCGCGCGGCUGGUUGUGUUGCAGAGCCUUGCGGUUGCAGGCCAAGAAAGGGGAGAGGAAAAGCGGCGUCGCCGCGCGCUCCCUUUCCUCCAACCGCGAGAUGCUGCCGCGCUCCCACUCGCACACGGCGCGGCGGCGCUCCGGCCUCGGCCCGCAGCUCUGCGCCGUCGCCGCGGCGCUCCUCCUGCUCCUCUCACUCGCCGUCCUACACUCCCGCCUCUCCUCCUCCUCGCCCUUCCCCCUCUCUUCCUCCUCCCGCUCCUCCACCUCCGACUCCGCCGCCACCAACUCCACCGCUCUCCUCGCGGACGACGACGUGGACGCCGUGGCCGCCGCGCUCGACCCCGACCUCACCCUCACCACCACAGCCGCCACCGAGGGGGCCGCUGCCACCAACCCCGACGACGACCGCAUCGACGAGCUGGACGUGCUCGACGAGGACGACUCCUCCGCCGCAGCCACCGACGCAGCGGAGGACGUCUCCGCCUCGGCGACCGCCGGGUCCCUCCUCUGGGACCACGCCGCCGGCGUCGCCCGCCAGCCCUUCCGCCUCCCCGCCGCCGGCGACCCCCUGCCCGUAGGGCUACCCCACUCGGAUUUGAUCGCCGCCGCCGCGGCCUUCGGAUCCGACGACGAGCCCGUGGAUCUGGACCUGCGGGUGGAGAUCUCGUCCAUCAGCGGCGUUGAAGACGCGCUGCUCCUCAAGCCCGCCUCCGGCCGCAGCGAGACGCCGCUCCGCUCCGGUUGGGCGCGGUGGCUCGAGGGGAAGGCCGACUACCUCCGGCGCGACCGGAUGCUCCGCUCCAACUUGGAGCUCCUCAAUCCUCGCAACCACCCCUUGCUCCAGGACCCGGACAGUCCCGGCCUCACCUCACUCACCCGGGGCGACCGCAUGGUGCAGCGGAUGCUACACGCAGAGAUUGAGAAGGACUCCUCCGUGAAUUUCGGGCGCCGGAGCCUCCAGUCGUCCGACAAUGAGCAUGGAACAGGAGCCACUGUGAAGGAGGAGCCAUCAGAGGGUAGGAGGUGGGGAUACUUUCCAGGAGUUGAUCCACAUUUGGGGUUCUCGGACUUCAUGGACAAGUUCUUUGAAUUCGGGAAGUGCUCCAUGAGGGUAUUCAUGGUGUGGAACAGCCCGCAGUGGGCAUACGGUGUUCGUCACCAGCGUGGGCUCGAGAGCCUGCUCCUGCAGCACCCUGACGCAUGCGUGGUUGUGCUAUCCGAGACACUGGAGCUGGAGGCCUUCCAGGAGUUUGUGAAGGAAGGAUACAAAGUUGCAGUUGCAGUGCCAAAUCUUGAUGAACUUUUGGAGGGCACACCAACCCACAUUUUUGCAUCUGUGUGGUAUGAAUGGCGAAAAACAAUAAAUUACCCCUUGCAUUACAGUGAGCUAGUACGCCUCGCUGCCCUUUACAGAUAUGGUGGUAUAUACCUCGACUCUGAUGUUGUUGUACUCAAGCCUUUGAAAUCUUUCCGGAAUUCGGUUGGUUCUGUAAAACAAGUUUCCAAAGAUUCCACUUUCAGUGGUGCUGUAUUAGUAUUUGAAAAAAAGAGUCCAUUCUUGGCGGAGUGCCUGAAGGAAUGGUAUUCAACAUAUGAUGAUACUCUGAUGCAGUGGAACGGCGCUGAGCUUAUGACGAGAGUAAUAAGAAAUUCAUCUGACAAUGGUCAAAAUAGGGAGCAUCUUGAGAUAGGGUUGGAACCCUCAUUUACAUUUUAUCCUAUAAGUUCUACAGAUAUUAUGAGCUACUUCUCAAAACCAGACAACGAUGCUGAAAGAGCAGAACAUGAUGCUCUAUUUUCCAGGAUAGUGAAUGACUCAACCACUUUCCACCUCUGGAACAGCAUUACAUCUUCUCUGGUUCCUGAAUCUAACAGUCUUGUUGAGAGAAUCCUUAACCAUUACUGUCUCCAUUGCAUUGAUGUUCUAUAGUUGAUAGCUACCUGAAGUUCCCACGACGAGCUUCAUUUUUGUGUAGAUUACAUAUACAGAAGAAAUUCACCAGUUCAAUGGGUGAAAAAAGGUCCAGUAUUAUAUUGUUGGAAUUGCCUUAAAAAUUGAAACGAGGAAAAAUAUAUGGUGACAUUGUAGAUAUACAUUCUAGUCAACAGGCUUACGGUGGCGGUGCUAUAAGCAUCUGCAAGUGUGUUGACACGCCUGUUAUUCUUUUGUCAGUGUUGAUGGUAAAUCUGCUUACUGCAAUAUUGAAUGCAGCAACUUAGGCAUUUAGCACAUCA